GUAUUAUGAUCUCUAGCUACUGAUAGAUUUACACCAACCAAAGCUUUCACUUGGGGUACUGUCUCUUAAUGGCAAAGAACAACACUUCGAUCUCUUCUUAAUUGCUCAACAUCAAAUCUAUAAUUCUAGCUCUCUAGCAUAUAUACACAUCUCAAUAUAAUCCUCUCAAGGGAGCUCCAUUUUCUCUUAUCUUUCACAUCUCAUUCAUACAAUGGAAUUUUAUGGCAAGAAAACUCUCUUUAGCUUCAUGGAUGAAGAGAGAAACCCAGUACAAUCACCUGCUCAUCUUACCAUCAAAACACACCAGGAUAUGUCAAACCAAGACCUCCAAUUUAGCCCUCCAAGGGCUUCUAGCCCUGGCCACUCCACUGUUGUCACACUAUUGCCACCGCCUAGUCCUGAAUCGCCAUGGACGCUCUCUCCUCUCCAAACUCCAUCUCCCUCUAUCCUCUACAGCUGCAUUGCCUCACUUCAUCGCCAUGAAGGAAACAUCUACUCCAUAUCAGUCUCAAAGGGCAUAGUCUUCACUGGCUCAGACAGUAAGCGUAUUCGCGCAUGGCGGCAGCCGGACUGCAUGCAGAGCGGUUGCAUCAAAACAAGUUCGGGUGAAAUCCGAGCCAUUUUAGCUCAUGGUAAUAUGCUUUUCACCUCACAUAGAGAUUGCAAAAUCCGAGUUUGGAGCUUCACAGUCCCAGACACAACUUUUAAGACAAAAAAGAUUUCAACCAUGCCCAAGAGAAGCUCAUUUCUUUCGUUAAGAACAAACAGUCAACAACACAAAGAAUGUGUAUCUUGCAUUGCUUAUUACCGUGCUGAGGGGCUUUUGUAUACUGGCUCAUAUGACAGAACUGUUAAAGUUUGGAGGGUUUUGGAUAGAAGAUGUGUUGACUCAUUUGUGGCGCAUGAAAGCAAUAUAAAUGCACUAGUGGUGAACCAAGAUGAUGGAUGUGUCUUCACUUGCUCCUCUGAUGGGUCGGUCAAAAUAUGGAGGAGAGUGUAUAGAGAAAACUCUCAUACACUUACAAUGACAUUGAAAUUCCAACAAUCACCAGUAAAUGCCUUAGCCUUAAGCUCAUCUUUCAGCGGUUGCUUUCUCUAUUCCGGUUCUUCUGAUGGUACCAUCAAUUUCUGGGAGAAAGAAAAGAUGUCUGGUAGGUUUAAUCAUGGUGGCUUCUUACAAGGCCAUCGAUUUGCCGUUCUCUGCUUAGUGGCUAUAGAGAAGCUGAUAUUUAGUGGCUCAGAGGAUACGACCAUCAGGGUGUGGAGAAGAGAAAAAGGAAGUUGCUUUCAUGAGUGUCUGGCUGUGUUAGAUGGGCAUAGAGGGCCUGUGAGAUGUUUGGCUGCUUGUUUAGAGGUGGAAAAAGUAGUGAUGGGUUAUUUGGUAUAUAGCGCAAGUUUGGAUCAAAUUUUUAAGGUAUGGAGAGUUAAAGUCAUGCCUGAAGAGAAAAGUUGCCUCGAUUAUUUCGAUCGCAAUGACUCAAAGACAAAGAUGGAGUAUGACAUGAGUCCUGUAUUGUCUCCAUCAUGGGUAGAAAGAAAGAUUACAAGUAAUUAUUUUCAGUAAACUAAUAAAUUAGCAGCCAUACUUCUUUUUGUUAUAUGUUGUAGAAGUUGCAAGUGCAAGUAAUAGCAAAAAUAAAUCCAAUGGAGUUUGUAAUCAGCCCUCAAACUCUGUGCUCAUACUUCUCUUCCUUGUUUUUGUUGUUGCGUGUGCCCUCUUUUUGAACCCUAUUUUUAUUUGAAC
Messenger RNA from Mangifera indica (mango), 1744 nucleotides. RefSeq names its product protein JINGUBANG-like. The coding region runs from base 212 to 1564 and encodes 450 amino acids. Gene Ontology annotation, molecular function: protein binding. The transcript has a single exon. NCBI's taxonomy places the organism in Eukaryota, Viridiplantae, Streptophyta, Magnoliopsida, Sapindales, Anacardiaceae. The record is from RefSeq and is a predicted model, not a curated record.